Molecule: messenger RNA, 1008 nt
Organism: Lycium ferocissimum
Lineage: Eukaryota; Viridiplantae; Streptophyta; Magnoliopsida; Solanales; Solanaceae
Exons: 1
Coding region: 1-1008 (335 amino acids)
Molecular function (GO): protein dimerization activity
Source: RefSeq, a predicted model, not a curated record
AUGACACCAGGUGAUACUCGUUGGGGAUCACAUUUCAAAACAUUAGAUAACUUUAUUAUUAUUUUCUCAACUAUUGUUCAUGUGCUUGAAGUGAUUAAACAUGAAGGUUCCACCUCAAGUGAUAGAAAUCAAGCAAAAUAUCUUUUGACUGAGAUUAAAACAUUCAAAUUUGUUUUUAUGUUUCACUUGAUGUUGAAAGUGUUGGCAAUGUCAAAUGAGUUGAGCAAAAUUUUACAAAAAAAGGAUCAAGAUAUUAUUAAUGUCGUGGAGUUUCUUAACAUUGCAAAAGAAAGACUGCAAGAUAUGAGGGAAACUGGAUGGAGGCCUUUGUUGGAUGAUGUUUCCUCAUUUUGUGAUGCACAAGAUAUUUUGAUUCCCAAGUUAGAUGAGUCUUAUUUUCCUGGAAAGUCAAAGCGUAAGUCUUUUGGUGUUUGUUAUUCACAUCACUUGCGUAUUGAAAUCUUUUGUGCUGUGAUUGAUGUGCAACUUCAAGAGCUUAAUGAUCGCUUUGAUGUAGCGAGUAGUGAUUUGCUUCUUGGGAUGGGUAGCUUGAAUCCUAUCAAUUCUUUUGCUAAUUUUGAUAAAGGUAGAAUCAUGACUUUAGCAAAGUGUUACCCAAAUGAGUUUGAUGAACUACAGAUUCGAGAUUUGAGUUACCAACUCGAUACUUUCAUAUUUCAUAUGCGAAGUGGUAAUCCCAAGUUCUCCAACUUGCAAGGAAUUCGUGAUUUGGCAAAAGCAUUAGUUGAGGCAAAUCUUGUGGAUACUUAUUCACUUGUUUAUUUACUUGUGAAAUUAACUCUGAUCUUACCUGUUGCUACCGCAACUGUGGAGAGAGCAUUCUCAUCCAUGAAGCGGAUAAAAAAUGAAGUGCGAAAUAGCAUUGGUGAUCAAUAUUUGAAUGAUUGUUUAGUUUGUUACAUAAAGCGUGAUGUAUUCACAAAUGUAAGUAAUGAUGUCGUCAUUGAUCAUUUUCAGAAGAUGAAACCUCGUCGAGGACAAUUGUAA